Messenger RNA from Penicillium cinerascens, 1485 nucleotides. RefSeq names its product sorting nexin-4. Gene Ontology annotation, molecular function: phosphatidylinositol binding. The record is from RefSeq and is a predicted model, not a curated record. Gene Ontology annotation, cellular component: phagophore assembly site. Lineage: Eukaryota; Fungi; Ascomycota; Eurotiomycetes; Eurotiales; Aspergillaceae. The transcript has 2 exons. Gene Ontology annotation, biological process: autophagy; cytoplasm to vacuole targeting by the Cvt pathway. The coding region runs from base 1 to 1485 and encodes 494 amino acids.
AUGGAUCAACACGAUGACUUCGACAGUGUCUCCUGGAAACACGAUCCAGACAGCGAUGCCUCCCGGCCUACGACCUCGGGCACAGACGUGGAGGAGGUGCAUAGAGAGACCCACGACUCCAAUGGCAAGCGGAGGAUGAGCUCCGCCCAUGAAGAGCCCCAGGCCGGCUCGCUGGCCGACGCCGUAGACCUGGCUGGCAUCGGAGACGGUGUGCUAGAGUGCCAAGUCGACUCGCCUCUGAAGGAAAACGAUGGCACCAAGGACGCAUAUAUCUCAUACUUGGUUACAACACAUACCGAUUUCAAGUCAUUCAUGAAGUCUGACUUUACCGUAAGGCGACGAUACACCGAUUUCCAUUUUUUGUACAAGACACUCUACCGCGAAUACCCAGCAUGCGCCGUUCCGCCGUUGCCGGACAAGCAGAAGAUGGAAUAUGUCACAGGAGACCGGUUCGGGUCAGACUUCACGAAGCGCCGGGCGUGGUCGCUACACCGAUUUUUGAAGCGCCUGACGCUGCACCCAGUGUUGCGUCGCGCACCGCUACUUGCCAUCUUCCUGGAGUCGCCUGAUUGGAAUGCUCACAUGCGCCUGCAUUCAAAUCGCGGAUCAACAAGUACCGGGUCGGACAAUGCGAGCACGGGCAUCUUCGAUAAUUUUACUGAUUCAUUUGUCAACGCCUUCACGAAGGUCCAUAAGCCGGACCGUCGGUUUAUCGAGGUGAAGGAGAAGUCUGAUAAGCUGGAUGAGGACCUGUCGCACGUGGAGAAGACCGUCGCGCGAGUCGCACGGCGAGAGUCGGACCUCGAGACGGACUACACAGAGCUGGCGACGCAGUUCCGCAAGCUUGUGCCUCUUGAGCCGGCAGUCGAGAUGCCCUUGCAAAUUUUCGCGGCCUCGGUGGAAGAGACUGCGCGUGGUAUUCAUGAGUUGGAGGAUCACACUGAUCAGAACUACUUGGGGUCGCUACGCGAUAUGGGGUCGUACAUCCUGUCAGUCAAGGCUCUUCUCAAGACUCGUGAACAGAAGCAGUUGGACUUCGAAGCCCUGGUCGAUUAUCGCAACAAGGCUGUAGCCGAACGCGACUCUCUGGCUGCCAACCCAGCCGCCUACUACGCCUCCAACCCGCUCACAUCAUCUCCAGCCUCGUUUAUCCGCUCCAAGAUGGAAGAUAUGCGCGGUGUCGACCAUGAGCAGUCCCGUCGUGAACGGGUCCGUAAGCUCGAGCUUCGCAUUGACGAGCUGACCCGUGAAGUCGAGUCAGCCAGGACAACAUCGGAGAUGUUUGACGAAGAGGUCGUCCGAGAAGUUGCGGACUUUGAGCGCAUCAAGGCUGUGGAGUUCCGCGAUUCUCUCGGCUCCCUUGCCGAAUCACACAUCGCUUUCUAUCAGGGCGUGCUAUCCACCUGGGAGCGAUUCAUUGCCGAGAUGGAAGGUGACUCUGAAAUAGGUCUUGAGGCCGAAGAAGCUGCUCUGAGAGUGCGGUAG